AUGCAGAAGCGCAGUAAAGGUCAUAUGGAACCGCCGAGAACAAAGGUCAUCCGGCGCCGAAUCCGCUACUCUCAUCUAAGGCGCCACGAACCAGACUUCCUGUCGCGUGCAAGGGAUCCGUCUGGCGAGCUCCCCAAGACGGGGGGAAAGUUGGCGCGGCACAAGUAUACCCCUACCCAAGCACGGAGGCAGGCGGCUGUCUUCCAAAGCCCAUACAUUGUGCCCGGCCGAGAGAUGGACGGCUUCCGUUUCAAGACCCAGCGAACGGCUGGUGGAUUCACAGAUUUACAGGUUACGGUAAGGGUGCCUGUCGGGCCCACUUAUUACGUCACACACACAGCAGACCAGAGCCUACAUAGUAGCGGCAUCAGAUGGUACGAUCAGGCGUUCGCGCACUUGACAGCGGCAAGAAGAGAUCCCAUGAUGAAGCCGAGCUGGAUCCGCAACCUAUUAGUACAUAGCUUGACGGCGUCUCUGGUGUAUUAUCCGUAA
This is a messenger RNA of Lasiosphaeria miniovina, 492 nucleotides long. RefSeq lists its product as uncharacterized. The coding region runs from base 1 to 492 and encodes 163 amino acids. The transcript has 5 exons. The record is from RefSeq and is a predicted model, not a curated record. NCBI's taxonomy places the organism in Eukaryota, Fungi, Ascomycota, Sordariomycetes, Sordariales, Lasiosphaeriaceae.